This is a messenger RNA of Euleptes europaea (tarantolino), 679 nucleotides long. RefSeq names its product phospholipase A2 inhibitor and Ly6/PLAUR domain-containing protein-like. Gene Ontology annotation, cellular component: extracellular region. The transcript has 5 exons. The coding region runs from base 10 to 675 and encodes 221 amino acids. Gene Ontology annotation, molecular function: phospholipase inhibitor activity. The record is from RefSeq and is a predicted model, not a curated record. NCBI's taxonomy places the organism in Eukaryota, Metazoa, Chordata, Lepidosauria, Squamata, Sphaerodactylidae.
UCUGGAAACAUGAAUUUCCCCCUCGCCCUCUGCCUCUUGGCCACCUACGUGGCUCUGGGGGUGUCUUUGUCAUGUGAGACUUGCCAGGGCUUUGGGAAUACCUGCAGUGGACAGUGGCAGACGUGUCCCCCUAAUAAAGAUUCCUGUGUCUCUGUGCAGGUUGAAGGCUCAGGGGUGUUGCAGGCGAAGGUUGUUAUGAAGACAUGCAUCCAAUCAAGUGAAUGUGUUCAACCCCCCUCAUCUAUGAAUUUGGGCAAGGCAGGACGACUGUUGACCCAGAUUACCUGCUGCGAGGGAAACAAGUGCAAGAAGGACCCUCCCGCCUUGCCGCCCGUAAACACGACGCCCAACGGGAAGAAAUGCCCGGCUUGCUACGUUGUGCACACUCUCAAGUGUGAGGAGGAGACCAUUGACUGUGCUGGAGACGAGAACUAUUGCUUUGAGGUCUCCGGAACAACAAACUUGGGAGGAAUGUCCGCGGAGAUGGUCAUGAAGGGCUGUACCAGCUCAGUUUCAUGUAACAGCACGCACGACAGCGGAUCGUUUGGUUCGAUCAGUGUUGUAGCAAAAGCCUCUUGUACUCCAGCAAUUGGGGCAGCCAGCUCUGUUGUAGCAUCAUUUGGAUUCCUCCUCCAAGCCUUCAUGGGACUUCUGCUUCUGAAACUUCUCGGCUGAUUUC